This is a messenger RNA of Cannabis sativa, 1173 nucleotides long. RefSeq lists its product as uncharacterized. The transcript has a single exon. The coding region runs from base 1 to 1173 and encodes 390 amino acids. Lineage: Eukaryota; Viridiplantae; Streptophyta; Magnoliopsida; Rosales; Cannabaceae. The record is from RefSeq and is a predicted model, not a curated record.
AUGAAGAAUAUCACACCCAUUGCAGUAACCCCUGUUGCUAUGGUUGUUCCAUCCAUGGAGUCGACUGAUGAUCCUCCAGUGCCUCCUACUGUCGUGUCUGCAUUGCUUAAUCCCUGUCGUGACAUUGUCCUUUACCAGUCGGAGGCUGGUGGUUCUGCACCUUUCCCGAGUUCAGAGUCAACUCCGUCUCCUCCCUCACCUCCGGUCAGUCAGAAACCUCGUACAUUUCAAGGUAAGGCUCCUCCUAUCUCUAAAAAGGUUCGUCCUUCUCCUUCAUCUCCUUCCCCACCUGUGUCCAAACGUGUCACUCGUUCUUCGUCGAGUCACCAGUCUCCCUCGAAACCUAUAGGCCCUCCUCGUCCUCCAUCUAAGGUCUCUAUUCCUACCCCAACCAGUGAACGUGUUCAACCCAAAAGAAAAUCCUCUGCUGACACCACGUAUCAUCCUCCUGAAAAGAAAUCCAAGAAAAAACCCACUCCAGUUGCCUCUACAGAGUCAUCUCCCAAACGGUCGUCUAGAGGUUCUAAAAAGUCCAAACUUCCCAAAGUUCCUAUAUCAACUGUCGACCCUGCAAUAGUACAAUGCUUUGUUGAUGCCUCUAAAGCCUCUGUCUAUCAACGGUGGUUUGGUAGUCGUGAGCUUUGGUUCGAACAAGUGGUCAUUUUAGAUGAUUUUCCUGAACUGCAUGAGUUUUUAAAACUUAGGAAAUGGGUCAACACGGUCACUAACUUGUCUGCUCCCCACCCCAUAUUAGCUCGAGAAUUCUAUGCCAAUCUGGAUAGAACUGUUAUUGCUGAGGGUCAUCCAGGGUGUGUGAGUGCCUUUGUUAGGGGUCAUAGAGUUCCUUUUGGUCCCUCCACUAUUGCUUCCUUAUUGCAAGUUGAGUCUAUCAGGAAUCCAACAUAUGGGAAACACUUCAAUCCAGAUCAAUCUUUGAUGGGUCGAGUGCUAAGCAGCGGGGAUGACUAUAUUUGGGACAAACAGGAAAUACUGGUUACUCACUUGACUCCAUUCUAUUGGGUUCUUCAUCGAGUAGCCUUGUACAAUUGGUUUCCUAAUUCUCAUUUGUCUGCUGUUACCCUUGAGAUUGGCAAGUUCUUGUAUGCUGUAGGCACUAAUGUAUCCAUUGAUCUGACCUCGCUCAUCUUUGGCCAAGAUCUUGGAAGCAUCUGA